Messenger RNA from Apus apus (common swift), 3614 nucleotides. It is a transcript of the gene EEIG2, whose product is annotated as EEIG family member 2. The transcript is spliced from 13 exons. Bases 191 to 1267 code for a protein of 358 amino acids. The record is from RefSeq and is a predicted model, not a curated record. NCBI's taxonomy places the organism in Eukaryota, Metazoa, Chordata, Aves, Apodiformes, Apodidae.
CCCGGCUCCCCCCGGAGCUGCCCGGCGGGGAGCGGGAAACGAGCCGCUGCCAGAAGCGGGGGGCGGCAGCCCCUCAGGCUCACCUCACAGCUUGUUCCAGCGUUACAGGUUAAUUGAACCACAGAUUAAGCAGGGUGGGAAGGAACCUCAGAGUCUGCAGUCCAACCUCCUGCUCCAAGCAAGCUCAUCCAUGAACUCAGUUACUCAUACCUUCAAGGAUGGAGACUGCAUAGCCACCCCAGGAACUGCCACAAGUUACUUCCACAAGCUGCAACAAGUGUUCAACGGCUCAGCACCCCACUGCAUGCAUCAUCUUACAAGGGAGGUAGUACAGGCAAACUGUGUCCGCUGGAAGAAGAAGUUCCUGUUUAUGUGUAAAAUCAGUGCCAGUGCCACAACAGGGAUUCUGGAUGCUUGCGUUUGCAGGGUGUCUGUACGGAAGGAGUUAAAAGGAGGAAAGACAUAUGCAAAGCUGGGAUUUGCAGAUCUAAAUCUAGCAGAGUUUGCUGGAUCGGGAAAUACCACUCGUCGCUGUUUACUGGAAGGUUAUGAUACCAAAAAUACAAGACAGGAUAACUCCAUCCUCAAAGUUUUGAUCAACAUGCAACUCAUGUCUGGAGACCCAUGCUUCAAAACGCCUCCUUCCACAGCAAUGUCUAUAGCAAUUGCUGGAGAAUCAGAAUCUUUGCAUGAAGACAGGAAAGGUGGAGAAAACUUACAAGUACUACAUCUGGGCAUAGCAGAUGCCUCAUCAAAGAGUGCCUCAGUCCCAGAUGAACUUGGUGCAUGUGGACAUUCCAGAACAUCAAGCUAUGCAAGUCAGCAGUCAAAACUGUCAGGAUAUAGUACAUGUCACUCUAGAUCAUCCAGCCUUUCUGAACUCUGCCACAGGAGAAACACCUCAGUGGGUAGUACCUCAACAGGAAUUGGAAGUAUUCUAGAGCCAUGUGAAGACCUUCAGCAGAAAGUAACUGAAGCUAAUAUUGAUACAACUGUUAGGGACACACCAUCAGAAAAAUCCUGCAGACAUCCUGUAAAGCAAGACUCCGUGGAGUCACAGCUGAAGAGGGUAGAUGCUACCAGAGUUGAUGCUGACGAUAUAGUUGAAAAAAUACUUCAGAGUCAAGACUUCAGCUUGGAUUCAAGUGCAGAAGAAGAAGGUUUAAGAUUAUUUGUGGGCCCUGGUGGAAGCACUUCUUUUGGAAGCCAUCAUCUCCCUAACAGAGUAGGAUCUGGAGCAUAUGAGCAGGUGGUGAUAAAACGCUAGACUAGAAUGGCAAGAGGAAAACUUGCAGCUCUGGAGUUGAUACUUCUGUUUUUGUUUGCUCUGUUUCAAGUUUUGAAAGACAAAACAAACUCAAUUGGAUCUUUUUUUUUUUUUUUGAAAAAUAUGCAAUAUCUCUUGCUCACGGAGCUUCAUUUUUGUGGUAUAAAGGCAAUGUUUAACUACAUAUACCUUAUGGAAGCACUUGGGCUGUUCUACCAAGUUCUUCCUGAUGUUAGUGGAAUUACUUGCUUUUAAGUUGUGUGAAAUGUUUUUGGAAGCAUGAUUAAGUGAGUCCCAUUUCAGUAUUUUAUACAGGAGAUCACUGGCAAUGUACUUUCUAACUUGUUUUUUAAAGAAGCUUCUGAAAGUUGGUCUUAAAUGAAACUGAAGCAAUUAAUUACUCACUUAGAUCCUACCUGCCAUUGGAGUCUUACAGAAGCUAAUUACUUCUAUCAAGUCAAAACUAAGGUCUCCACAAAACAGCUCAGUGAUGUUUUACAGAACCCCCUCUUAAGAGCACUGAGCAUAACCUUACAGAAAGUUUGACCAGUAGAAGUGAAUUUCACGUGCAUUAAAAAAAACAAAACCCUAAAUAUAUCUAAACCAGCCAGCAAGCAGUUCUUUUAACUGUAAAUGAAGUCUAGAGGUUUAAAUGCAUCAAAUGGGACAUCUGUUUUCAUGCAAGUGACAAAAGAAAUGGGCUUCCACAUCAAAAUACUAAGGCACAGUGGUGCAUUAUCAAGAAAACUGGCUUGUUUGUUAAAUGUGGAAUUCAAAAGCUGCUUCCACAGAAACUCACUUCAACAAUGCACGAAUCUUGAGAUUCAAUGGGAUGGUACUGUUUACAGACCUAGUCAGCAGUUUACUACCACUUAAAAUUUUUUACUGUAGCUUAGUUAGUGCUUUGCUUGUGUUUUGAAUGUGCCUUGUGAGAUUGGGGAGGUACAAGGAGAUUAAACUAUUUACAAAGCAAUGUAAGCUUUAAAAUUAGGUUAACAUCUGUACUAUCAUCAAGGUAACUUAUUAAGAGAAGCACUUUAUUGUAGAUUUACUCUGCACUCUGGAAAAGUCUUGCUGUGCAGCAGAUUUGUUCAACAUUUCUUCCUUCACUCUCUGUCCACCGUUAUGUUAAAAUAAUGUACUGUAUUUAAAUUUGCACAAAUAGUGAUUUGCCUGGCAUGCAAGAAAGAUGGAAGAACUCUUAGAAUUUUCACUGAGAAUUAUGAAAUAAUUGUUUUUUAAAGGCAUGUGUUAGGUAACAGUUCUAACUCAGGCUUGGCUCUGCUGUAUUUAGCUAUAAACUACAAAUGCCCUUAAUUUUAUUAUGAUUAGUUGUGCUGUUUAUCAGUAAGGCUUGCAUUAAAUAAAAAUAAAAAUAAGUGUGGCCAUUUUGGAAAACUAUGAACACUUCAAAUUCUGCUCAGAGUGAUGUUUGACAUCCUUUUAUUGAAGUACAAGUAGGCCAUAUUUAAUGGGUUAAAUUAGGAAAAGCAGGCUUUAUUUUCCAUAAAUCCAUAGCAGAGUUAGUAAACUAAUUUUUAUUUGUGUUCAAGGAAAUUCCAGAUGUUAAAGCUUGAGUAUUGUAAUUGAAUAUGAUUAAUAUGACCUAUUUCUCAGUUAUGGUACCUAAAUACUUUUUUUUCCUAAUGUUAAUUAUAAUCUCUUUGAAGUGUUUAAUGGGUAAAAGAAUUAAUAUUAAGUUUAUCUUUUAGCUGCUGUUAACAGAAGCAUUGUAUUAUCCAUUUCUGCCUUUCACAGAAAUUUUAAACAGAAACUACAUAACCACAAGUAUACAACUAUCAGAACAUGAUAGUUUCCUUUGCUGUCAUAUAACUAAUUUGUACCAAAAAAAUCCUACUGCAAGCCAGAAGAUGCAUGAAAUUUGAAUAAAUUGUUUUCAAUAUUUUUUUAACACUGCUACGCUUGUUGACAAACGUAUUAAAACCAGUAGUAGUUAGUCUCCUUAGUUUUGCUAGGAAAAGUAGACCUAGUUUGAGAAAAACAGACUUUUAAAACAUAUUGUAUAGCUACUUAUGUAACUCUUCAGGGAAUUUCCAUAACCCAGAAGUGUAUUCUAUAUUAAAAGACAUAGCUAACUGUGGUAGGUAAGAUACUUUAUUUACUAGAAACCAAUUAUUUUCUUGCCAGAGAUCUUUUAAAUAGGAGGGAAGUUCACAUGGAAAUCAUGCUCUUAAUAAAACGGUAUCCUAGUAAUUUAUUGUUCUGACUUUGAGUUACAACUCUUUACAGAGUGAUUCUCUAACUGUAAACUGUGUUGGUUUUUUUUUUACUGUAUUUAAGUACAAAUCUCUCAGACAUUCAAUAAACUCUUGUCUUCAGCUUGGAA